AUGAUGGUGGAAACCAUGCUGGAGUCCUCACAGGACUUUGGCAUGUCCAACGGUGCUCUGCCACAAUGGAAACGCGAGGUGUUGCAGCGGCGAGCCGCGCGGUCCCGUACGGGCGUCGCACCACCCGCAACAUCUCCGCCGCCGCCCCCACCGGCCCCCGCCGACGACGACGAGGAGCUGCGCUACGGACCCGGCAUCGUCAACCGCCUCAAAUCGCGCUACUUGAGCCUGGCUUUGCGAGACGCGCCGCGGCGUCGACCUUCCGUGUUACGGCGCGCGGCCAGCUUGGAGCAUCUCCUGGAAGAACGGCCCCCUCCCGUGCCUUGCGCCCGCCCUACGACACACCCGCGGCCCCCGCGUCCUCAGUCUAUGGCCGCCCCGCCGGUCCAGCCCGCGCCCGCUCAGCGCCGCGACUCAGUGAAACGCGCGCGUUCCGUGGACGCGCUCAGCCGAUUAGAAUCCCGCCAGGAAUCCCGCGCGACCUUCUCCUCUCCGCCGCCGCCGCCGCCGCCCCCAAUCGCGACUCGGCCCCCUCAGCCCCAGACGAGAUCGGCUCGCACUCCUCGACGUCCAACCCCUCUGCUGCGGGAGACCGAGCGGCCCCCGCCGGACGUCGUCCGAUCGACGCUUCGCAAAUUCGAGAGCGCGCCGAUCCGACGCACGACACCUUCCGGCCGCGUGUCCGCCGCAUUGCGCGAUCUAGAGGGUCCUCGCACCUCUACGCCCGAGCCGCGCGAUUUCGCCGAGGGCCCGCCGCUCAGUCCUCGCACACCCAGCCCACUGCCCCCCACGGAAGUGGCGCCCGUGGUGGCGCCGAGCCCCAUGGUGGUAUCCGCAUCCGCAUCCGCGUCAGCAUCGAACGGCGGGAUGACGGUGGGCCUCGUAUCCGCACCCAGGUCAUCGCCGACAAUACAAGAUGAGUCGCUUCAGGACGGAACAGCUGAUGGUGCCCGACCCGCAACAGGUGGAUCUCGCCCGGUAUCGCGCGCUGCGUUAGAAGGCAUCGCACGUGCCGGCUCCACGGUGCGAUAUGUUUUCGAAGCACCUCGUGCCGGUUCACAUCUUCCACCCCUUGCUGCCACGAAUCAGGUGCUUGUCGGCCGAGCACGUCGCAUAGGUGUAAUUAGACCGAUGCCGGCGCGAACUUCAGAUACCGCAGAGAGAGAGCAGUCCCUUGAAGACAUCGAUGAGAAAACUCCCGAAAGGCUCGUGUCUCCAGCGGCACCCUCCUCGCCGCCACCAGUCGAGAACGAUGUUCCACCUCCGAGCCGUAUCGAACGCAAAGAGCCACCUCCGGCAGCGCUAGUAGAACCGAUACCUCGUACACCACCAGACGUCCAACGUGCCGCUACGCCCCCGCGCAGCCCACCACCGCCCCUCAUCAUCGAACGCAGCCCCAGCCCAAAGAUAAAAUCCAAGUCUAACACGAUUAAUGGUGGAACACUGACGAAUGGGCACUCCGGCUUAGAGCGAACGCCAGAAGCCAAGGGUGCAGUCUCUCGUAUGGCAUCGGCAGGUAUCGAGCGAGCAUGGAGUGGCUCAGGUGAGAAGAAACUCGUGGACGCAAAGGAGAAGACUGUGACCACAGUGCCGUGGGCGCGGACCACAACGGGCGACAACUCGACGGCGAGGCGCCCUCGCGUUCCACCGCCCUCAUCUACGUCGGUUGUGUUCAACUUCUCCAACCGUAAGGAAGUGCCGGACUACAUCGAAAACGACGGCAUCAUCCUCCGCGGCAGCCGCAGAAACAGGAUCAAGCCCGGUGAGCCUGGCGUGGUGGUCCUCCGGCCCGAGGCGCUGGUGCGGUCCGACUCUGACUCCGAGACAGAAACGGACGGAGGCCCGCCCUCACCGUGCACGGUGCGCUUCAUUAACGACAACGUGCUCAUCAACGGCAAGUCCUCGAUGCCUGGGAAACCUAAUAAGGAUCGUGUAGCCAAGCUGAAGCUACAAUUCGACGACUCUCUCACCCGCACCUUCGAGUAUCCGUCGGAAAUAUCACUUUGCGAGGAUUCUCCCUCAACUCCUCCUCCAGCGAACGACGCUGCGCACUCGCCACAAUUGGCCGAGUCAGCACACCACGCGCCGCUCGCCGCCAACACGCAUAUAGCGUCGGCGGCGCUCUCCAGCUAUACGCCGAGCAAGACCGUGGCGGACUCCUUCCAGUUGGGGGUCACGAGACACGACAACAUCGACACCAAAAAGAACACAACACCGCCGGAGGAGGAAGAAUGCGUUCUGGAGGAAGAGGGUGUGGACGGGGCGGGUGCGGGUGCGGGGGCGGAGGGGGACGCGCGGCCGUGCGGCGCCGACGCGGCGCGCUCGUGGAGCGAGGCGCGCACGCUCACCACCGACCUGCUCUUCUAG
Arctia plantaginis is the source of this 2367-nucleotide messenger RNA. The record is from the annotation of a GenBank genome assembly. NCBI's taxonomy places the organism in Eukaryota, Metazoa, Arthropoda, Insecta, Lepidoptera, Erebidae.